Molecule: messenger RNA, 1616 nt
Organism: Anopheles arabiensis
Lineage: Eukaryota; Metazoa; Arthropoda; Insecta; Diptera; Culicidae
Exons: 3
Coding region: 22-1545 (507 amino acids)
Source: RefSeq, a predicted model, not a curated record
UUAGCGGAGGACGUCUACAAAAUGAAUCGACUACUGCUAGCGUUCGGGCUCGUCUGCUUACUGCAGAGACUCUCUGCUGAGCCGAGGCCAGAGUUUGCGUUGAAUGGUACCGUUCCAGCAAGCAUCCGCAUUACGGCGGUGAAAAACGAUGCAAAUACCACCGCAACAGCCAUCAAGGCGCUCAACGUGACCACUGUUAACUCCGGGUUUGCGGGUCUAGUUGGCACAAAGACUCAGAUUGAGAAAGUCAUCACCCAGUUCGAUACAAAGGCGCAGGCCAUCCUUGCCGCCUACGAUACGCUGCUGGCUGCUAACGAUGGCAACGUCUCUGGACAGUUUGACGCCUUCGUCACCACCAUCAAUGCAACGAUAACGUAUAUCUCGACCGAUGCCAGCAACGUUACGGCCGAGCUGGGCGUGUUCAACUACACUGGCAUCUCGGAUGAGCUGACGGACGCUUUCGAGCGCAUCCUUAUCGGUUUGACCGAUCUGAGAGCGAAGACCGCCACCGUGCAGACGGGUAUCCAGGCAGCAGUUAACAGUGCAGGAUCGGCGACAGUCAGUGCGGACAUUCUGCGCCAGUUCGUGCCACUGCGCACCAUGUACGAUCUGCUACGCGCGGCCAGCAACCUGCGUGCCUAUCUGCCGCUGGUGCAGUACAUUCUGACCACCACGAUCGAGAACAUCGCGGAAGCAGACAAUUUCUUGAUGAAUCUGGAAUCCCUUCUGUUGGCAGGUGUGUCGCUAGAAUCUGCUUAUUACGAAUACGAUAUCCAAACAAUUGCGAACGAAACUAUUAAACUAUUGAAAGCCAAUUUUGCCGGUAAGAACAUCGAUGCUGUUAGUGAUAGCAUUGGGCUUACAACUGCAUAUUUUUUUUUGGAUGCCCCAAGAUAUGAAGAUCUUACUAAAGCAGCAUUCUACCUGCGUGCAUUAUACACCAACGCCUCGCUGUUUCAACCAACAAACACGAUGGUUGCUGCAUUUAACAAAAUUAGCACAUCAUUGACCUCGCGCAUUGCUACACUGCAAGCAGGUUUCAAUGUGCUUGACUUUCCACUCUUCAAGCAGCUCGUGGACACGCUGAUGGGUAAUGACGAGUACGGUCGCUACUGCUAUCAGAAGUACAAGGAGCUGGGAAAGGGAAUUUUUGGCCAGGCUUUCGAUUCGGCCUGGCAGUGUGUGGACAACGAGUACGAGCGUCUGGAAUACUUGAAGACCACCCUCGAGCUAAUGGCCAACCAGUUGUAUUUCGAUAAUGAAAAUGUGUCAGAACACGUAUACUAUUGUAAUAAACUUGAAAGUGGGGAUAAUCUGAACAACUGCGUGGCUGCGUUCGCCAACUUCUAUACGAAUCUGUUUCCCGAAACUGCCAAUAAGAUUUCCACCAUCUAUCAACUCGCCACAGAUGAGGCCGAAGCUAGUGAGAACCGUAUCCUUAUAUGUAUCGAGCUAGUAUACAUACAAGGCACUGUCAUUGAGCCGCAGAAAAUCUCCGACAAUCUGGCAAUCUGUAGCCGAGACGGCCCUAAGGGUUCGGAUUAAGUAAAACGUGGAGAUAACAAUGACAAGUAUAAAUAAACGCAACGACGCUAGCUGAGCACGGCUUCAUCGCA